AUGGAAAAACUCCUCCUGCCCCUUUUGAUGCUCGGCACCAUGGCGAAGGGUCAGCACUGCCCCGGCCGCUGCAUCUGCCAGAACAUCUCGCCCACCCUGACCAUGCUGUGCGCCAAGACAGGGCUGCUCUUCGUGCCGCCGUCCAUCGACCGGCGCACGGUGGAGCUGCGGCUGACGGACAACUUCAUCACCAUCAUCCGGCGCAAGGACUUCUCCAACAUGACCAACCUGGUGCACCUGACCCUCUCCCGGAACACCAUCAGCCAGGUGAUGCCCUUCGCUUUCGCCGACCUGCGCGCCUUGCGCGCCUUGCAUAUGAACAGCAACCGGCUGGCCUCCCUCCGCAACGAACACUUCAAAGGCCUGGGCAACCUCCGGCACCUCAUCCUGGGCAACAACCAGAUCAGCAACAUCCAGCCGGCCUCCUUCGACGAGUUCCUGGCCACCGUGGAGGACCUGGAUUUGUCCUACAACAACCUGGAGACGCUGCCGUGGGAGGCCAUCGGGCAGAUGGUCAGUCUGAACACCCUGACCCUAGAUCACAACCUCAUUGACCAUAUCGCCGAGGGCACCUUCUCCCAGCUCCACAAGCUGGUGCGUUUGGACAUGACCUCCAACCGGUUGCAGAAGCUGCCCCCAGACAACCUCUUCCUCCGGGCUCAGGUGCUGGCUAACGUCCGGGGCUCCCACCCGUCCACCUUGACCAUCAGCUUCGGAGGCAACCCCUUGCAUUGCAACUGUGAGCUGCUCUGGCUCCGGCGCCUGACACGGGAGGACGACCUGGAGACCUGCGCCUCUCCCGAGCACCUGAUGGAUAAGUACUUCUGGUCCAUCUCCGAGGAGGAGUUCAUCUGCGAGCCGCCCCUCAUCACGCGCCAGUACUCCACCAAGGCCUUUAUCAUGGAGGGCCAGGGAGUCAGCCUCAAGUGCAAGGCGGUGGGAGACCCCGACCCCUCCAUCCACUGGAUCGCUCCCGACGGCAAGCUGAUCCACAACACCACGCGCGCCACGGUCUACGACAACGGCACGCUGGAGGUGCACAUCACCACGCUCAAGGACAACGGGGUCUUCACCUGCAUCGCCUCCAACGCCGCCGGCGAGGCCACCGCCCCCGUGGAGGUCUGCAUCGUGCCACUGCCGCUGCUGGUCAACAACACGGGCCACAUGAAGGAGCCCGACCCUGGCUCGUCCGACAUCACCACCUCCGCCAAGUCGGGCGCCAACGACACCAAGAACCAUCUGGAGAAGAAGAUUGUGGCGGCCGAGCUGACCUCCACCUCGGUGGUGAUCCACUGGCCCUCGGAGCGGCACAUUCCUGGCAUCCGCAUGUACCAGAUUCAGUAUAACAGCUCCCUGGACGACUCGCUGGUGUACAGGAUGAUCCCCCCGUCCAGCAGGGCCUUCCUGGUGAACGACCUGGCGGCGGGGCGGGCCUACGACCUGUGCGUGCUGGCCGUCUACGACGACGGGGUGACGGCGCUGACGGCCACCCGGGUGGUGGGCUGCGUCCAGUUCACCACGGAGGGCGAGACCGCCCAGUGCCACGCCCUGCACACCCAGUUCCUGGGCGGCACCAUGAUCAUCAUCAUCGGCGGGAUCAUCGUCGCCUCCGUCCUGGUCUUCAUCAUCAUCCUCAUGAUCCGCUACAAGGUCCACAGCGGGCACGAGGGGCCCAAGAAAGCCAAGGUCAGCAACGUCUACUCCCAGACCAACGGCGGGCAGCCCCCGGCCUCCAAGCCCACCGAGGACAAAUACGAGACCUUCCAGGAGGCAGGGCCCACGGAGGCGGGGCCUACGGAGGCGGAGCCCAAGAAGGACACGCCCGCUGCCCCCGAACCGGACAAGAGAGACCCCAAGCCGGGUGCAGACCUCCAGACUGUGGCCCUGCUGUCCUCGGAGGAGGGCCAGCCCGAGGGCAGCGUGACCGGCUCCUUGGGUCUCCUCCGGGAGAGCGGGCCGGGCGGCCAGCACCGGGCCACGCUGGGCAGCGUGGGCCUCUUUCCCCGGGAGCUUUCGAGGACUCACCACCACCGUCACUCCUUCGACGGGGACUACGCUCUGUUUCAGAGCCACAGCUACCCGCGCCGGGCACGGACAAAACGGCACAUGUCCACGUCCCAGCUGAACGCGGAGGACUGCCCGCUGAGCCAACGCCGGGUCAUCUUCAGCAGCACCGAGUGGAUGCUGGAGAGCACCGUCUGA
Molecule: messenger RNA, 2202 nt
Organism: Emys orbicularis (European pond turtle)
Lineage: Eukaryota; Metazoa; Chordata; Testudines; Emydidae
Gene: LRFN1
Product: leucine rich repeat and fibronectin type III domain containing 1
Exons: 2
Coding region: 1-2202 (733 amino acids)
Molecular function (GO): protein binding
Source: RefSeq, a predicted model, not a curated record